AUACGUUAUGACUUAAUAUUUUCUCGAAAACGGCGUUCACCCCUUUUGGGCGUUUCUAUUUUUAGCAUCAGCUGUUGCAAUACAAAGAUUAGCUACUCAACGUAUUGUUUCGCAGAUGUGAGGAGCACACUUCCCGGCUGUGGUGAAAGGGCGGCGGUGGUCCGAAGCUAAGAAACGAGAGGAAUGAGGAGGAAUAUGUCGGUGUGAGGACGUUUCUUUGUGUUCACCACAGCGAGGCUCCUAUCGCCAGGUGUAACCCUUCAGCAUUCUACUACCCUACUUCCCACCGUUACCACCUCUGUCGAAGUAGCCAUGGCAACCAGCGCCGUGCCAAGUGACAACCUGCCAACAUACAAGCUUGUGGUGGUGGGGGAUGGUGGUGUUGGAAAGAGCGCCCUCACCAUUCAGUUUUUCCAGAAGAUAUUUGUGCCAGACUAUGAUCCCACAAUAGAAGACUCAUAUCUGAAACACACAGAAAUAGACGGACAAUGGGCAAUACUGGACGUGCUAGACACAGCUGGACAGGAGGAGUUCAGCGCGAUGAGGGAGCAGUAUAUGAGGACAGGAGACGGCUUCCUCAUCGUCUUCUCGGUGACGGACAAGGCCAGCUUUGAACAUGUGGACCGAUUCCAUCAGCUCAUUCUGCGAGUAAAGGACAGGGAGGCCUUCCCGAUGGUGUUAGUGGCAAACAAAGUGGACUUAGUUCACCUGAGGAAGGUCACCACUGAUCAAGGACAAGAGAUGGCUGCAAAGCAUAGUAUAACUUAUAUAGAAACCAGUGCCAAGGAUCCUCCAAUGAAUGUGGAUAAAGCCUUUCAUGAGCUUGUUCGUGUUAUAAGACAACAGGUCCCAGAGCGAAACCAAAAGAAGAAAAAGAAGAUGAAAUGGAGAGCAGAACGUUCUGCAGGUUCUCACAGGUUCCACUGCGCCAUAUUGUGACCUCCCUCAUCCCUUUUUUUAUCUCUAGUAACAUAAUCACCAACACGCACACCCACACACCUUUGGAUUUCAGGGAAUUCCCAAGCAGUGGUUAACUACUGGAGCACAAAAGGGAGGGAUGGAUGGAUGAAUAGCUGGAUGGGACACAAGAAGAGGAGGAUGUGAAGUGUCGGAUGUCCCCUUAACCUCCUCAAUGCCUUGGGAUGAGUGCUCUGCCCUCUCUCUUCAACAUACGGUCCUUUCCAAAGGUCAUUUGGUCCCUCCCAUCUGUAUUCAACGCAGAACUGCAGUGUCUGAGAACUUUUUCUUAAUCGAGUGUAACUUUUGAAUUUGAUAUCAAAUGUGGCACAAGACAACAGACUCUGGGAGAAAAGCCAGAGAUGGAAGUGAUCCUGAUAUUGGGACUUUUAUCUUGAAAAUGGAAGAAAAAGGGAGGAAUCGGCUGAGAAUGGCAGUUUAUUUUGCAGGACAAACUCCAAACAGCCGGUCUGGUCUCAGCUUUCUAUCCUCCCUCAAUUUCAGGAUAUGAUAUCUGUGUUCUCUCUUUGUAGAUUGAACAUCAUAAGGGCAGAGUGGAUGGCUAUGGGAUCAGUGACGGCGACGUUUGUGGUCAAAAUAGUUUUUGUGUGGUGUUGUGGAUGAAUGUGAGUACAUCUGUACCUUGUGCUCUUGUGUUGCUUUGGUUUUGAAAAGUAGGUUCAGAAAGGGUGGAGGGGAUGUGAUGUGAAGAGCAAAGAAAUGUGAUGUGAUGCGAAGAGAAAAGUGUCAUAUCAGUUCUGAUUGUUUAAAUAUUGUAAUUGUAAAUGAUGCUGAGGUUGGUCAGUGUUUGUGGUUAGAGUAAAAUGUAAAGAGAGCAGGGUUUGGACCAACGCUGACAUGUCAGUAGCCAUGUUUACAGACACUCAUAAAUGGCUAAUUAUCUCAUCAUUGAUACAGACAGUAUAUUAGAGCCAUUUUACAUGAAGUAUUAGAGCAUAAUUAUGUUUAAUCAAGUUUGCCUCCGCUCAUUACCAGCAGCAUGGUGAGUGCAGUCCUCAUCAGUACUGUAUCAACAAUAGCCCAGAUUUUUUUCAUCUAUGUAAAUUCUCCUCAAGCCAAUUUACAUUUCAUUUUCUUUGUUAUUUAAGAAUAGACAAUUACAAUUAUAUUUGUCAUGUUAAAAAUCUAAUUAUAGGUGGAAAUUUAAACUAAUUAAAUGCUGGUAUAUGUACAAUAGAUAAGGGAUAGUCAGAGCUUCGUGUUUCUGAUGAGAAACAGGCUGGAGAAGCUGAUUUGCACUGGCCACUAACCAAAAUAAUGUGAUGUCAUUUUCUUUCAAUCUUGGGGCUUUUCAGACAGCACCACAGAAUUCAGGACAAUGUUAUAAAGAGGAGUCCAGCUCUCACAAGGAUAUCCUUCAGUUUAAGGAGGCAUACUGUAGCCCUGGGAAUGUGUCAGAGAUGAAUCAGCAGUGAUGCUCCUGGGGCUUAAAGCCAUGUUGACCUAGCUACAGCUUAUGUUUAGUUGUAGAGAAAACCACCCACAAAGCAACAAGACAUUCAUUGUGCUCAUGUUUGUAGCCAUGAAGUGGAUAGGAAUGUACAAUUUAAUAAACUAUGAAAUGGCUCGUACUGUUAACGCACUAAAGUUUCAGUGGACAACUUUUAUCGGUCUGGGAAAAAAAGGUCUCUUGAAAGAAUACAUUUUUGCACUUUUAAUACAAUUUCUCACUUUCCUAUCAGCAUGUUGUCUUGUGUUUAGUUUGCGAGUGAAAUGUAAGGCACGGUCAAAUUGAUUUGAAUGUAAAUCAAAUAUUAAAAUAAGCAGACAUGAUUAGGAUUA
Molecule: messenger RNA, 2760 nt
Organism: Cheilinus undulatus (humphead wrasse)
Lineage: Eukaryota; Metazoa; Chordata; Actinopteri; Labriformes; Labridae
Gene: mrasa
Product: muscle RAS oncogene homolog a
Exons: 6
Coding region: 313-939 (208 amino acids)
Biological process (GO): signal transduction
Cellular component (GO): plasma membrane
Molecular function (GO): GDP binding; GTP binding; GTPase activity
Source: RefSeq, a predicted model, not a curated record